AUGGCUGAGCGGGGCGGUUUCUACCGAAGACCCCCCCUUGCUUACCUCUCCCCCCGCCGUCGCGCGGGCAACACGCCGCCCCCACUUCCCCCAGGCUACCGUCACCCCACGGCUACUUACAACGAUGAGUGCGCGCGUCGCUAUACGCAAAACAAAGUCAACGGCCGCGCCUGUCGUCCGUCUCGGCGGUGCGCCGGUGAAUCGGGCGCAAAAGGUGAACGGCACGGUGACGGUGACGAAAGGUUUCAUGAGAAAAACGACGAAAGCCGAUUGGACUCGGACACACAGCCAGACAGCCGAGCGUCUAUCGUUGCGCUGCCGGAAACCGUAGAGCUGGGCCGCAGCGGAAUGCGGGGGAGGGGAGCAAGACUAAACACCAACGUCUAC
This is a messenger RNA of Iphiclides podalirius (scarce swallowtail), 387 nucleotides long. The record is from the annotation of a GenBank genome assembly. Lineage: Eukaryota; Metazoa; Arthropoda; Insecta; Lepidoptera; Papilionidae.